Haplochromis burtoni (Burton's mouthbrooder) is the source of this 2816-nucleotide messenger RNA. RefSeq names its product vacuolar protein sorting-associated protein 13A. Gene Ontology annotation, biological process: autophagy; protein targeting to vacuole; protein retention in Golgi apparatus. Gene Ontology annotation, cellular component: extrinsic component of membrane. The record is from RefSeq and is a predicted model, not a curated record. NCBI's taxonomy places the organism in Eukaryota, Metazoa, Chordata, Actinopteri, Cichliformes, Cichlidae.
AACAGUGGAAUCUCUGCACCUGAGGCUACUUUGGACCCUGGUCACUCUGCUCAGCUUCACACUGGAGUCAUCAACCAGUCAAGUCUUGAUCUUCGUUUGAUUGAGUACUUGGCUCAGGAUUGGUCUUCUGUAUAUAGACUCAACAGUGAUCAGGAAGAGAUCACCUUCAUUGUGUUCAAGUCUCUAAGAGAGGAUGCAGACGAAGAUGGAGAUGCAGUGGAGAGGAAGAGGGCUGAGCUGGAUAUAGCAGUUCAUGUUAAAUAUGAUCUGGGGCAGAUGGUGGUUGCUAUCCAUUCACCGUACUGGAUGAUAAAUAAGACGGACAGGUUGUUGCAGUACAAGGCUGAUGACAUUCACCGCAAACAUCCCAUGGACUACAAGAUGCCGUUGCUCUUUUCAUUCAAGCCUCGGUACUUCUUGCGAAACAAUAAGGUUCGUCUUAUGAUCUCAGAAAGUGAACUAUCUGAUGAAUUCUCUCUGGACACAGUUGGGAGCCACGGGGAUGUGAAAUGCAAAGGCAGAUUCAAAGAUUAUCUGGUCGGUGUGAAGAUCGAUGCAAGCAGUUUCAGUCUGACCCGCAUUGUGACCUUUGUGCCCUUCUACAUGCUGGUCAACAGAACUAAGCACAGUGUGUUCAUAUGCGAAGACGGGCAAGAAACUUGGACUGAGGCAAAACCAGAAGAGUCAGCCAUCCCUUUCUGGCCUGAGAGUGACACUAAGAAGCUUAAAAUUAAAGUAGAAGCUUCCUUAUCGCCUCCAGUGACUAUCGACUUCAAACGACCAGAGAACUGCUUAUUGCUACAUCUGGACAACAAAGCGGGUGGGAUUAUAGUAGACAUGAAUCUGUCGGAACACUCGGCCACUAUUCAAUUUUCUGACUACCAUGAUGGCGCAGCCCCUUUCCUCAUCAUCAACCACACUAAAAGUCAGACUCUUCAGUUCCAUCAGAGUGUCCGGACAGAAUCCUCGUGGGUGGCUGACGAGAUACUUGACCUCUCCUUCUCAGUGGAGGAGGACAGCUCUCAGAAAAAGGCGGAGCAUGAGGAGCUGGAGGCUGGGAAAGCUGUGUACUACACCUGGACUGAGCCCACUGGGUCACGAGCGCUCUCCUGGAAAUGCAGCACUUACUCUGGGACACUAAAGAGUGAAGAGGACCUGCGAGAGGACGUAAACAAGGAGGGCAAACUUUUUGUGAUUUCCUUUUAUGAAGGUCUCCAGCGUGUUGUGCUGUUCACUGAGGAGCGACGGGUCUUCAAGAUGCUCUGUGACAAUGAGAAGGUGCAGGUUGCUCAACAGGAAAUCAUCCUGACACUACGGCAUGUGGGCCUAUCGCUGGUGAACAACAGCACCAACCAAGAGGUUGCCUUCAUUGGGAUCACAAGCUCUGAUGUUGUGUGGGAAUUCAAACCUAAGAAGAAGAGUCGAUGGAAGCCUCUGACCAUUAAAGAAGCUGAAAUUAUGGAGGACAAGUUCAAAGACUACCAGGAAUCUGGGGCCGUAGACAAGGCAAUUUUCGAUUUGGAAAACGGCUUUCAGGUGUUCUUUAAUCCCACUGGCCAGGACAUGCAGAUAAUGAAGCCAUGUGAUGCUCCUCUUAGGAGGCACUUCUUGCCGGGUGUGAAGGUGGAGUACAGCAUUUCACCACGACAGAGCGCCUAUCGUAUCCAAGUUCACCGGAUACAGAUCCAGAAUCAGCUACCUGGGGCCAUCUUCCCUUACGUUUUUUACCCCGUGAAACUGCCAAAGUCUGUCGCCAUGGAGACAGAACCCAAACCUCUAACUGAUAUCAGCAUUGUUACCCGAGCAGCGGGGCACUCUGAUAUCUCACGCAUCAAGUACUUUGCGGUUUUAAUUCAGGAGAUGGAUCUAAAACUUGAUCUGGGCUUCCUGUACGCCAUCCUGGAGCUGUUCUCCCCAGAGAAUGACAGCAUAACGAGCGCAGAACAGGAGGUGGAACUGUUUGAAAAGGACAUAACGAACAUAAAGACAGAACUGAACCAUGUCUCUGCUGCUGACAAAUCUCCCAUCAGCCUCUACGAGUACUUCCACAUUUCCCCCAUUAAGCUGCACCUGAGUUUCUCUCUGAGCACAGGCGGAGAGGAUGGCUUGAAGCAGAAGAGAGAUUCGGAACUGAUCCCUGUGCAGUCGCUAAAUCUGUUGCUAAAGAGUAUCGGCGCGACGCUCACUGAUGUGCAGGAUGUUGUCUUCAAGCUGGCCUUUUUUGAAUUGACCUACCAGUUCUACACCACUCAGCAGCUCCAGUGGGAGGUCCUCAGACAUUAUUCUAAGCAGGCUAUUAAGCAGAUGUAUGUGCUGGUGCUGGGCCUCGAUGUUCUUGGAAACCCAUUUGGACUGAUCAGAGGAUUGUCAGAAGGGGUGGAGGCUUUCUUUUAUGAGCCCUAUCAGGGAGCCAUCCAGGGCCCUGAGGAGUUUGUUGAAGGAAUGGCUCUUGGGGUUAAGGCGCUGGUGGGAGGAGCUGUAGGCGGUAUUGCAGGUGCAGCCUCCAGGAUAACAGGUGCCAUGGCAAAGGGUGUCGCAGCGAUGACAAUGGAUGAAGAGUACCAGCAGAAGAGACGAGAAGCUAUGAACAAACAGCCCAGCGGUCUGAGAGAGGGGCUGACCAGGGGUGGAAAAGGACUGGUGUCUGGAUUUGUCAGUGGGAUCACAGGGAUCGUUACCAAACCUAUUAAAGGGGCCCAGAAAGAGGGGGCAGCGGGCUUUUUUAAAGGUGUUGGAAAAGGUUUGGUUGGUGCAGUAGCUCGACCAACAGGAGGCAUUAUUGACAUGGCCAGCAGCACUUUCCAAGGGAUCAAGAG